UUUCCAUGUGACACGGGUAAAGAUGACAAAAGAAGCCACACCCACCCUCCAAGCUUGACGCAAUAACAGAAAAAGGUGGAGAUUUGGCAAACGUGCUUUCGAAAGGGUCGGCGGAUUUCUUCCCUUUUUAUCACGACGAUCCCAACCCUUUCUAACCCUAAUCUCAAUCCCUUUAAAUUUCUUGUUUCUUCUCUCUCUCGAUUCAUCAUCCCUGGGGAAAUCCCAAUUGUGAAUGGUGGAAAUCUUUGGUAAUCGGUUGAUGAUCUCCCCCCUUUCCUCGAGGGGGAUCUCUUCUCUUUCCUCCGCUUUCUGUUUUGGAUCUUGCAAGGAGGGCUGGUACCACCGCUGCGUCGGCGUCGAUCCCUGAAACAGAUUCAAUUCUUCCGACCACCCUAGUCCGCCUUUCUUUUUUUAAUUAGAUUCAAUUUGCCUGAUUGUUUUGUUCCUUUUUCGGUACAAGAGGAAAACGAUUUUGUUUUUUUGAUUCGAAGAAAAGAUGUUGAUGUACAAGCAAAAGAAGAAUCCGGCCGGCAGAGGCGCCGCAAACCGUCUUCUGAUUAGCAUAACCGUCAUAGGAAGCGCCGGUCCGAUCCGGUUUGUCGUCAACGAGGAGGAGCUGGUGGCUGCCGUCAUGGACACCGCUCUUAAAUCUUACGCCCGCGAGGGCCGUCUUCCCGUCCUCGGCUCCAAUAUCAAUGAUUUCGUCCUCUAUUGCCCCAUCGCCGGAACCGAAGCUCUGAGUCCGUUGGAGACAAUUGGAUCGUUUGGGGUUAGAAAUUUCAUGUUGUGCAAGAAGCCUCAGCAGGUGGAGGCGGUUGGCGAUGGAAAGCCGGUGACGGUGGGAAUAACGAGGAAGAACUCCGGCAGCUGGAAAUCAUGGUUCAAUAAAUCACUCAGUCUUAAAGUUUCUUCUCAUUGAAUGGGGAAGUUGUCUUCUCUGAUUAGGUUUUCAAUUGUUAGUGGUUGAUUUCUCUGUUUUGGGAAUUUGAAUUUGAUUCCCCCCAUUGAAUAAAAGUCAUGAAAUUUCUUGCAUUGUUCUUUUUCAGUCCUAAUGAAAUAAAGGGUUUUGUUUAUUUCCCAAAUC
This is a messenger RNA of Cynara cardunculus var. scolymus (artichoke), 1084 nucleotides long. RefSeq lists its product as uncharacterized. The record is from RefSeq and is a predicted model, not a curated record. The transcript has 2 exons. The coding region runs from base 497 to 919 and encodes 140 amino acids. Lineage: Eukaryota; Viridiplantae; Streptophyta; Magnoliopsida; Asterales; Asteraceae.